AUCAGGUGCAAAACUCACAUUAAAAAAAGACUUUCUUGGCCGGCAGCAAGUGAAGAUAUGGCGUGGUGUGCUGCUAGGUACAUAUCGUCACCGGCGAUCGACGUCCGCCAGCUACGCCGCCACGUGCCGCUUGCUGCAGGCAUCUGCUGCGCCUCGUUUGUCGGGGCAAGGUCCUCCUCCACCUCUUUUUCCAAACCUUUCGCUUGCGCUAGUGCGGCCUUCUCCAUGGCCGCCGAGACAAAAGAAGCUAUUAAGACAGAAAAGGCUCCUGCAGCUCUGGGACCAUAUUCGCAGGCUAUUAAAGCAAAUAAUUUCCUUUUUGUCUCUGGUGUUCUGGGCCUUAUCCCUGAGACUGGAAAAUUUGUGUCCGAUAGCAUAGAGGAACAAACUGAGCAGGUUCUGAAGAACAUGGGAGAAAUACUUAAAGCCAGUGGUGCCAGCUAUUCCUCUGUCGUUAAAACGACAAUCAUGUUGGCUGAUCUGAAGGAUUUUAAAAAAGUUAAUGAGAUUUAUUCCAAAUAUUUCUCAGCCCCAGCACCUGCUCGCUCUACCUAUGAAGUUGCAGCGUUGCCACUGGAUGCAAGGAUUGAAAUUGAGUGCAUAGCAGCACUGUAAAUUUACUCACUCCAAGUUGCUGGAAUCCAUUAAAUAACUCAGCAUUUUUUGACUCAUUUAGACCUUGGAAUCUAUCCAGAAACUUAUUAUUCUGAAAUCACUUCCCUUUUACUGUAUUAGUUGCCCUACAAUUCCGUAGACUGUGGCAUGUCUGCCCAUAUGCUAAUUUGAUCGUAUUUUGAAA
Dendrobium catenatum is the source of this 799-nucleotide messenger RNA. RefSeq names its product reactive Intermediate Deaminase A, chloroplastic. The record is from RefSeq and is a predicted model, not a curated record. Bases 58 to 615 code for a protein of 185 amino acids. Lineage: Eukaryota; Viridiplantae; Streptophyta; Magnoliopsida; Asparagales; Orchidaceae. Gene Ontology annotation, cellular component: cytosol. Gene Ontology annotation, molecular function: deaminase activity. The transcript has 6 exons.